GGAGUCCGCAAGCCGAGGGAGGUCAUGACGCGGCAAGGCUUACAUCACGAGCAAGCAGCACAGCAAGCUCGACAUCAUAUGCUGCCAAGCUCGAAGAGCCAGAGAAAGCAGCCGCGGUGUCAGCCUCUAACACCUCAAGCGCUAGCGCGGUCAAAGGCUCCAUCAAACUCCUUUAUGCAUCACUCGAAAGGAAAGACACAGGCAUGGUGCUUCUAGGUCUCGCACUAGCAGGAGUGUCGGGAGCCCUGCCGGCCAUCAUGACCAGAGUGCUAGGCGAAGCCUUCGAUGCCUAUACCUCCUACAAUCCCACCGGACUACCCUCAUCAGAGGUACCACGAGUACAGAAGGACAAUCUGCUCGCCUCGAUGGGCAAUAAUGCCUGGCAUCUUGCAGUGCUCGGAGCAGGCACAAUGAUUCUCAGCACGGCCAUGAUCAGCGUCUGGAUCGUCAUUGGGGAACGUGUGGCGGGAAGGUUGAGGUCUAGAGUGUAUGCCAGUGUCAGUCAGCGCAAGAUGGAAUGGUUCGAUCUCGGCAUGGGAGCCGAUCAAGAUAGCACAGAGCAAGACGAGAAGGGAGAGACUGAGGCUGGAGCAGAGAGUGAAGGAGGGAUUGGCUGUGGUGGUCUGAUGGCCAAGUUCGCAAGAGAGACAGACGAUGUCAGGAUAGCUACUGGUCAGCAAGCCGGACAGCUCGUGCAGUACCUGACUACCGCUCUCGCCUCUCUCGCUCUUGCGCUGGCAACGAGUUGGUCACUCACAUUUGUGAUCCUGGCAAGCAUCCCCAUUGCCGCAGGUGUCACGAUUGUUGUAGAGGUCAUCUGCGGCCCAUUGCUUGUAGCUGAACGAGCUGCUACCUCCCGGGCUUGCGGCCUCGUGGAGCGAGUCGUCACCUCCAUCGCGACAGUUAAGGCUUUCAAUGGCGAGGCCAAAGAGCAAGCGCGGUUCAGCAAGCUGCUCCUCGAGGGAUAUCGAGCAUACAUGCGUGUUUCCCUCUGGUGGGGCAUCCGACACGGUUUCAGCAACUUCCUCAUGUUCUGCAUGUUCGUGCAAGGAUUCUGGUACGGUUCAUACCUCGUACAGAGUGGAAAGGCAACCUCGGGAGAUGUCAUGUCUGUUUUCUGGGCGGCGCUGCUGACGAGUAGUCACCUGCAGAUGAUCAUCCAGGCACUCAACAUUAUCGAGAAGGGCAAAGUAGGAGCAGCGGGCUUAGAGCGUUUGAUCACUCUUGAAGUUGAAGAGGGCGACUCUGUGGCCCUGCGUCCGCUACGAGACAAAAAGAUCGGUUCCCACUCUAGAAAUCGGUCGCAAAGUGAGCACUUCACUAUCGGCGACGAGCAAGAUGGCCAUGGGACCAAGCGCCUAUCGGAUCGUUCUGCUACCACAUACGGAUCAGAUACAUUCUCGCCCACUGGCAGUGCAUUUUCACACAUGAAGAGCUCAGGCUCAAAGAAGCUAGGACGAGCAGUCGCCAUGCGUGGCAUUCGGCCUCGAGGCGAAUGUUCAGGCGAAGUCAACCUGCGGGGGCUCACAUUUUGCUACCCCUCCAUCAAAGCUACCUCGCCAGACGCUCCUCCUACACUCAAGAACAUCGACAUGUUCAUUCCAGCUGGCGAGCCCACCUUCAUCGUAGGCGGCAGUGGCAGUGGCAAGAGUACUAUUGCGCAGCUGCUUCUACGACUCUACCGUCCUGACUCUGGGGCUAUCGAGCUGGAUGGUCAAGACUGCCGUUAUCUCGACCGGGAAUGGUGUAGGACUAACAUCGCCUCCGUGGACCAGCAUCCCAUCGUCUUUGAUCUGAGCGUGCAUGACAAUGUCGCCUUGGGUCUCAUCGGGCGAGGCCUCAGCGAUCAGCAAGUCCAACAAGGGACACAUGUGCCGAUAGUGGACCGGGAGCAAGUCAUAAGUGCCUGUCGAAUCGCUUUACUGCACGAGUUCAUCAAGGAUUUACCUGACGGAUACGAUACCAUUCUUGGUGCACGAGGCGCUGCACUCUCUGGUGGACAAAAGCAGCGGCUGGCUAUCGCCCGUGCUCGACUGAGGGAUCCAGCCAUCUUGAUCCUCGAUGAAGCCACCAGCGCGCUCGACAUCACUUCUCGGCUCCUAGUCAAUGAAGCCAUCAAGACUUGGAGGAGAGGCAAGACAACCAUCAUCAUCACACACGAUCUCAGCCAGGUGGACGAACAUGACUUCUUGUACAUGAUGAAGGACGGAGAAGUCGUCGAGAAUGGCUAUAGAGGUGCUCUGAUGAAGCAGCAUAAUGGCCACUUUGAAACUUUAGCGAGACAGCAGAACUUGCAAGAUCCUUUCAAAGAUGCUGAGGAAGAGAGAAUCGCCGACGCUGAGAAGUCGUCAGCUUUGUCGGGCCCCCUUCGCAUCACAAUCGGUGAGGUUGAAGAAGAGGCUCUCGAGGAAUCCCCGGUAUCGCCACGUAUGGUGGCAGCAAAGAAGCUCAGGAGGAUGACAAGAAGGGACGAACUGGCAUCGGCUCUUGGUCUGCCUCCGGGAUCAGGGCAGAAAGCUUUGAUCACAGCAUUGGGACUGCAAGACUAUCCCCGCGCAAGCUCACAGAGCGUCCCAUCGGAUAUCGGUAGUGAUGACGAAAGGAACGACGACAGAUUCAGCACUGUCUCUUCUGUUCGCCAAUAUCGCUCGCCAUUCGUCUACAACCGAUCGCCGGGACUCACGACAGACUCUCGAGGAACUUCACCCCGCUUCCCGCAAUCAGCUGUCGUCUCGUCACCACUCAGCUACCAGACACCUCGUUUCGCCCAUCCUUACAGUAUAAGCGAAGCCAGCACGGUCUCGCCAGCGUUGACUUCGACACGCAUGUCAGACGCGGGCUCAUUCCGUAGCCCGGUCGCUCUGGGGGUACAAAGUCCAAGCACUGACUCAGGAUAUGGGAAGGUCUCCCUUGGCGGACUACGAGCUUUGCGCCUACCUGAGCAGCAUCAAGCAGAUGUCGUUUGCGAGCAGGCCCCUUGGCUCGAAGUGGCAGGCCAGACCGCAGUAGAGAUGAGAAUCUCACGUUCGCAAGCUAGAUCAGUCAAUAUGCUUUCGCGGAUGUCGAUGUCGCACAGCGUCUCGAAGAUGAUUCGAAGGGAGUGGAGUGAGGUUGACCUUGUCAGAGCCAUGUCAGGUCCCGCUCAUGACCCGACGAACACAUUUACUGCCCUUGAUAUGCAGAAAGGCGGCCUGGCGAGCGCGCCAGAUAUGACUACACUGGAGCCUGCGCAGACGUGGGCAACGUUGCGCUGGGCUUGGAGUUCCUCUCCGUGCAAGUGGACUUUCUUCUUUGGCACAGUCUGUUCCGUCAUUGGAGGAGGUAUCACACCGAUCUUCUCUUACUUCCUGGCUCUUCUCCUGGCAACUAUGGCCAAGCCCAAUCAAUCUGCCCUGGUGCUGCGCUACUCGCUCUCUGUGCUCGGUCUGGCCUUUGCAGAGGGUGGAUUCGCUUUCCUGCGCUCCUACCUAAUGGAGCGAGCUGGCGAAGGUUGGAUCCUUACACUUCGAAAGAAAUGCUUUGCAAAAGUGCUGGAUCAGGAUAAGACUUGGUUUGAUGGGAGAGACGCUGCUGCUGGUGUGCUAGUCAACAAGAUGAUCAAGGACGCUGAGGACGCGCGCAACCUCAUUGCCACGUCCGUCGGAACUCUCGUCGUAGUAAUUGCCAUGGUCACCAUCGGUCUCACUUGGGCCAUGGCUACCGGCUGGCUCCUCACCCUCAUCGGCCUUGCACUAGUCCCAAUCUUCAUCGGCGCAACAGUAGUGCAAUCUCGCGCUAUCGGCAAGUUCGAAGCUCGCAACAAGGUUAGGAGAGAGACCGUGGCGAAGCGAUUCUACGACUUAGUCUCCAACAUCCGUGGGAUCCGUUCCAUGGCCCUGGAGCCCGUCUUCGCCGCCCAGUUCUUGGAUGCCAUUACCGCAACCGAGCGGGACGCGCUGCGUGCUGCGCCACUCUCCGGAUUCGCCUUUGGACUGGGCGAGGCGAUCACCUACCUCGCUGAAGCACUGAUAUUCUACGUGGGUGCAGUGCUGAUCACAAAGGGCACGUACGACUUUCAGAAAAUGGUCAUCACGUUCAAUCUCAUCAUCUUUGCUAUCACCUUUGGCAGUCAGAUGAUGGCGUACCUUCCUGCACUGACUAAGAGUAUUCAAGCCACGGCGGACUUGCGCAAGUUGGUGGAGCUGGGCGAUGAGACGCCUCGAAGCAGCAAGCAAGGAGGCUCACCGUCCUCCCUGGUUGUCUCGUCUGAGAAGACCGGAUCUGCCCAACCAGUCAUCAGGGGCGCAAUCGUCUUCCGCGACGUGUACUUCAGCUAUCCAACCAGACCAGACGUGCAAGUUCUGCAGGGCGCCUCCUUUGAGAUCUUUCCUGGCGAGACGGUCGCGAUCGUUGGUGCCUCUGGAUGCGGGAAGAGCACCGUCGCUGCGCUGCUGCAGCGACUCUACGAGCCCACUUCGGGACAAAUCUUCCUCGAUGGGCACCGAUUGAGAGAUAUAGAUAUCAAGCACCUUCGAGACUACACUGCUGUUGUAUCUCAACAUCCGAACCUCUUCGAUAUGUCUGUAGCCGAAAAUGUUGCGUACGGGCUGCAGUGCGAUGGUGCUAGUGAUGGAGGAAAGAUUGCAGUAGCAAAGCGAAGCGAGAUCGAGCGUGCCUGCGCUCUUGCUUGCGCAGACGAAUUCGUUCGAGCUCUACCACGCGGCUACGACACGUCCAUGGGGGAGAGUGCCUCUCUCGUCUCGGGUGGUCAGCGCCAACGACUGGCCAUCGCACGAGCUCUGCUCCGCUUGCUUCCGCCCGCUGCUGAGUCGACGUCGGAGCGACAGGAGGCUGGUUUUGGAGGUGUACGAGCCGAGAGGAAGAUCGCCAAUCUGCUCAUUCUCGACGAGGCGACGAGCGCUCUCGAUGACGCCAACCGUCGAUUGGUCGUGCAGACGCUCCUGUCCGACACGCCGCACCUAGCCAAUCCUUCAUUGCGAUCUCAACGUUGUCCCUCGUCUUCCUCUUCCGCUUCCUCAGCGACGUCAGCCUCGAUGGUGCUACCCACUACGAUCUUGGUCACGCACAAGCUCGAUGAGAUGCGCGCCUGCCAGCGCAUCUUGGUCUUUGAUGCUGGAAGAGUGGUGCAGGCUGGGACGUUUGCUCAGCUCAGUCGACAGAGGGAAGGGGUGUUUGCCAAUUUGGCUAGUGCGGGGGAGUGGGGUGCUUGAGACGUCGCCUUGGAGAGGAAAAGAGAAGAGAAGGGGUAGAGAUAGGUGGGCAGAUGCGUAAGAGAUGAAGCGCCAGACGUAGAGGAUGUUCCUGAUUGUAUUUGUACCUCCUAAGAUCAAGCCUUGCAUUGUCAUACCGCACACCGCGUAGCCAUUUUGUGCUCAGUACUCCUCUCCAGCCAAGUGAACCACCUUGGCUGCUCUUGAUCCUCUCUCCCAC
Molecule: messenger RNA, 5430 nt
Organism: Microstroma glucosiphilum
Lineage: Eukaryota; Fungi; Basidiomycota; Exobasidiomycetes; Microstromatales; Microstromataceae
Exons: 2
Coding region: 204-5210 (1668 amino acids)
Biological process (GO): transmembrane transport
Cellular component (GO): membrane
Molecular function (GO): ATP binding; ABC-type transporter activity; ATP hydrolysis activity
Source: RefSeq, a predicted model, not a curated record